This is a messenger RNA of Caenorhabditis briggsae, 1572 nucleotides long. It is a transcript of the gene Cbr-alh-8, whose product is annotated as Protein CBR-ALH-8. Gene Ontology annotation, cellular component: mitochondrion. Gene Ontology annotation, molecular function: malonate-semialdehyde dehydrogenase (acetylating, [NAD(P)+]) activity; methylmalonate-semialdehyde dehydrogenase (acylating, NAD+) activity. The record is from RefSeq and is a predicted model, not a curated record. Gene Ontology annotation, biological process: thymine catabolic process; L-valine catabolic process. The transcript is spliced from 6 exons. NCBI's taxonomy places the organism in Eukaryota, Metazoa, Nematoda, Chromadorea, Rhabditida, Rhabditidae. The coding region runs from base 1 to 1572 and encodes 523 amino acids.
AUGUUGUCUCGUCUCGCUCGUGUCCAGCCAAAAUGCAACCAGUUCGCCUCCUUCAGCACAUCCAAGUCUGCAGCUGCAGCCCCCACUGUUAAGCUGUGGAUCGAUGGACAAGCUGUUGAAUCAAAGACGACUGAUUUCGUUGAACUGACCAACCCAGCCACAAAUGAGGUCAUCGGACUUGUUCCAAACGCCACGCAAGCUGAGAUGCAAGCCGCCGUCGACUCGGCUAAGAACGCCUUCAGCACCUGGAAGAACACAUCUCCUCUUACCCGCCAACAAUGCAUGUUCAAGCUUCAGGCUUUGAUCAAGAGAGACAUGAAGAAGCUCGCUGAGAGUAUCACAAUUGAGCAAGGAAAGACUCUUCCAGAUGCUGAGGGAGACGUGAGCAGAGGACUCCAAGUCGUCGAGCACGCUUGCUCUGUUCCAUCCCUCAUGAUGGGAGAGACUCUUCCAAAUGUUUCUCGCGACAUGGACACCCACUCCUACAGAAUCCCACUUGGAGUCACCGCUGGAAUCUGCCCAUUCAACUUCCCAGCUAUGAUCCCACUCUGGAUGUUCCCGAUUGCUUUGGCUACUGGAAACACCAUGGUCAUCAAGCCAUCUGAGCAAGAUCCAGGAGCAGCUCAACUUCUUGUCGAGCUCGCCAAGGAGGCUGGAGUUCCAAAUGGAUGUGUCAACAUCAUCCACGGACAACACUCGGCUGUUAACUUCAUCUGCGACAACCCAGACAUCAAGGCUAUUUCCUUCGUUGGAGGAGAUGCUGCUGGAAAGCACAUCUAUGAACGCGGAGCCAAGAAUGGAAAGCGUGUCCAAUCCAACAUGGGAGCCAAGAAUCACGGAGUUAUCAUGGCUGAUGCCAACAAGGAACAGACCCUCAACCAACUUACCGCCGCUGCUUUCGGAGCCGCCGGACAACGUUGCAUGGCUCUCACCACCGCAGUUCUUGUUGGAGAUGCUCGCGCUUGGUUGCCAGAGCUUGUUAAGAAGGCCAAGAACCUCAAGGUUAACGCCGGAUGGAAGCCAGAUACUGACAUUGGACCACUCAUUUCUAAGCAAUCCAAGGCCCGUGUCCUUCGUCUCAUUGAGAGCGCCAAGAAGGAGGGUGCUCAAGUUCCACUUGAUGGAUCCAACGUCACUGUUCCAGGAUUCGAGAACGGAAACUUUGUUGGACCAACCAUUCUUGCUGGAGUCAAGCCAAACAUGACUUGCUACAGAGAGGAAAUCUUCGGCCCAGUCCUCGUUGUCAUGGAAGCCGAAAACCUCAACGAAGCCAUCGAAAUCAUCAACAACAACCCAUACGGAAACGGAACUGCCAUCUUCACCAGCAACGGAGCCACCGCCAGAAAGUUCACAAACGAAGUCGACGUCGGACAGAUCGGAAUCAACGUGCCAAUUCCAGUCCCACUCCCAAUGUUCUCAUUCACUGGCUCCCGCGGUUCGUUCCUCGGAGAUCUCAACUUCUACGGAAAGGCCGGUAUCCAAUUCUACACUCAAUGGAAGACAGUGACUCAGUACUGGAACGAGUCGCUCACUGAGCUCAAGCCACAAAUGUCGUUCCCACAACUCAAGUAA